Halteromyces radiatus is the source of this 796-nucleotide messenger RNA. Its product is annotated as Fcf1-domain-containing protein. NCBI's taxonomy places the organism in Eukaryota, Fungi, Mucoromycota, Mucoromycetes, Mucorales, Cunninghamellaceae. The record is from RefSeq and is a predicted model, not a curated record. Gene Ontology annotation, cellular component: small-subunit processome; nucleolus. The coding region runs from base 73 to 660 and encodes 195 amino acids. The transcript is spliced from 6 exons.
UUUUUUUUUUCUUAUGUUGUUGAUUUUUUUCUUUUCUUUCUCUCAUUACUGCAAACCUUAUAAAACAGAUCAAUGGGUAAAGCAAGAACUACAAGAAAGUUUGCUCAAGUCAAACGUAUGAUCAGUACUAAGGAUGCAAGAUUGAAGGAAAAUAAGGAAAAGUUAAAGAAGAAAGAAGAAGAUAAGGAAAAGGCUAUUGUUCGUAACAUUCCUCAAGUAGCAUCGUCCAUGUUCUUCCAGUAUAAUUCUGCUCUUGGUCCUCCUUACCAUAUUCUUGUCGAUACCAAUUUUAUCAACUUUUCUAUUCAAAAUAAACUUGAACUUGUCAAGUCCAUGAUGGAUUGUCUUUAUGCUAAAUCCAUUCCUUGUAUUACUGAUUGUGUCUUGGCUGAAUUGGAAAAACUUGGUCCAAAAUAUAGAAUUGCUUUGAAGAUUGCUCGGGAUCCUCGAUUUGAACGAUUACCAUGCUCACACAAGGGUACUUAUGCGGAUGAUUGUCUUGUUCAACGAAUUAUGCAACACAAAUGUUACAUUGUCGCCACUUGUGAUCGUGAUUUGAAGCGUCGUAUUCGUAAAGUUCCUGGAAUUCCCAUCAUGUAUAUCUCCAACCGAAAAUAUGUUAUUGAACGCUUACCAGAAUUGGGUACCAACACUUUUUAGUCUAUCCUUUUUAUUAUAGUUUUUAGAUUCCUCUACUCUUUUUUUUUUAUUUUAUUAUUUUUUUAUCCCUUUGAAUAUUUGUACAUAGAAUAGAUCAUCAUCAUAAAAUCAAAUAAAGUCAUCGUAUUACGUAUUA